Sapajus apella (tufted capuchin) is the source of this 5587-nucleotide messenger RNA. RefSeq names its product ArfGAP with SH3 domain, ankyrin repeat and PH domain 2 (gene ASAP2). Bases 335 to 3220 code for a protein of 961 amino acids. Gene Ontology annotation, molecular function: GTPase activator activity; protein binding. The record is from RefSeq and is a predicted model, not a curated record. The transcript is spliced from 27 exons. NCBI's taxonomy places the organism in Eukaryota, Metazoa, Chordata, Mammalia, Primates, Cebidae. Gene Ontology annotation, biological process: positive regulation of GTPase activity. Gene Ontology annotation, cellular component: cytoplasm.
CGCCCCUCUCCGCGGGAGGCGUCGGGGCCCGCGGCUGGGUGGCGGGCAGUUCCCGCCGGCUCUGCGCGCCCGCCUCUGGGCUCGCUCUGAGAGGACGCGGCGGCGGCGGACGCGGAGCCCUCGGCGCGCAGGCGGGCGGGCCGGCCGAGCUGCGCGGGGCUGCGCGCCGACCCUGCUCCGCCGCCAGGCCCCGCGCGGCUCCCGCGCCCGGCGCUCCCCUUUGUCCGCGGGCCGGAGCGGCGGCGGCGGCGGCGUAGUCCGAGUGGCGGUUGGAGCCAGUGGCUGCGGCUGAGGCAGCGGCGCCCCGGCGGCCGUGCGCCCGCGCGCCGAGGCGAUGCCGGACCAGAUCUCCGUGUCGGAAUUCGUGGCCGAGACCCAUGAGGACUACAAGGCGCCCACGGCCUCCAGCUUCACCACCCGCACGGCGCAGUGCCGGAACACCGUGGCGGCCAUCGAGGAGGCUUUGGACGUGGACCGGAUGGUUCUUUACAAAAUGAAGAAAUCCGUGAAAGCAAUCAACAUCUCUGGGAUGACUCACGUGGAAAAUGAAGAGCAGUACACCCAGGCUCUGGAGAAGUUCGGCGGCAACUGUGUAUGCAGAGAUGACCCAGAUUUAGGAAGUGCGUUCCUGAAGUUCUCAGUGUUUACAAAGGAGUUGACAGCGCUUUUCAAAAACCUGAUUCAGAAUAUGAACAACAUAAUCUCCUUCCCUUUGGACAGUUUGCUGAAGGGGGACCUGAAAGGAGUGAAAGGGGAUCUGAAAAAGCCUUUUGAUAAAGCUUGGAAGGACUAUGAAACAAAAAUAACCAAGAUAGAAAAAGAGAAAAAGGAACAUGCCAAGCUUCAUGGGAUGAUUCGGACUGAAAUAAGCGGGGCGGAAAUUGCUGAAGAGAUGGAAAAGGAGAGGCGCUUCUUCCAGCUACAGAUGUGUGAGUAUCUGCUGAAGGUCAAUGAAAUCAAGAUUAAAAAGGGAGUGGAUUUACUUCAGAAUCUGAUCAAAUAUUUUCAUGCCCAAUGCAAUUUUUUUCAAGAUGGACUCAAAGCCGUGGAAAGCCUCAAGCCCUCCAUUGAAACGCUUUCUACAGAUCUUCACACGAUCAAACAGGCCCAGGAUGAAGAAAGAAGGCAGUUGAUACAGCUUCGAGAUAUUUUGAAAUCCGCAUUGCAGGUUGAACAGAAAGAGGACUCCCAAAUUCGGCAGAGCACAGCUUAUAGCUUACAUCAGCCUCAGGGAAACAAGGAACAUGGGACUGAGCGGAACGGCAGCCUCUACAAGAAGAGCGACGGGAUCCGAAAAGUGUGGCAGAAAAGGAAAUGUUCAGUUAAAAAUGGUUUUCUGACCAUAUCCCAUGGUACCGCUAACCGGCCUCCCGCAAAGCUCAACCUGCUAACCUGCCAGGUGAAGACCAACCCUGAGGAGAAGAAGUGCUUUGAUCUUAUUUCACAUGACAGAACUUACCACUUUCAAGCUGAAGACGAACAGGAAUGUCAAAUUUGGAUGUCUGUGCUACAGAAUAGCAAAGAAGAAGCUUUAAACAAUGCAUUUAAGGGGGAUGACAACACUGGAGAAAAUAACAUCGUCCAGGAACUGACAAAGGAGAUCAUCUCAGAAGUGCAGAGGAUGACCGGCAAUGACGUUUGCUGUGACUGUGGGGCGCCAGAUCCUACGUGGCUUUCCACCAACCUGGGCAUCCUGACCUGCAUUGAGUGUUCCGGAAUCCACCGAGAGCUGGGGGUUCAUUAUUCCAGGAUGCAGUCCCUGACCUUAGAUGUACUGGGAACAUCUGAGCUGCUGCUCGCCAAGAAUAUUGGGAAUGCAGGCUUUAAUGAGAUCAUGGAAUGUUGCCUGCCAGCUGAGGACUCUGUCAAACCCAACCCAGGCAGCGACAUGAAUGCAAGAAAGGAUUACAUCACAGCCAAGUACAUCGAGAGGAGAUACGCAAGGAAGAAGCACGUGGAUAACUCGGCGAAGCUUCACAGCCUUUGUGAGGCCGUCAAAACGAGAGAUAUUUUUGGAUUGCUCCAAGCUUAUGCUGAUGGUGUGGACCUUACUGAAAAAAUCCCACUGGCCAAUGGACAUGAGCCGGAUGAAACAGCCCUCCACCUUGCAGUCAGAUCUGUGGAUCGAACCUCUCUUCACAUUGUAGACUUUUUAGUUCAGAACAGUGGGAACCUGGAUAAACAGACAGGGAAAGGCAGCACGGCCCUGCACUACUGCUGCCUGACUGACAACGCUGAGUGCCUCAAGCUGCUCCUACGGGGGAAGGCGUCCAUCGAGAUAGCCAAUGAGUCAGGAGAGACUCCGCUGGACAUUGCCAAGCGCCUCAAGCACGAGCACUGUGAGGAGCUGCUGACCCAAGCCUUAUCUGGAAGGUUUAAUUCUCACGUUCAUGUUGAAUAUGAAUGGCGACUACUCCAUGAAGACCUGGAUGAAAGUGAUGACGACAUGGAUGAGAAAUUGCAGCCUAGUCCCAACCGGCGGGAAGACCGGCCCAUCAGCUUCUACCAGCUGGGAGCCAACCAGCUUCAGUCUAACGCUGUGUCUUUGGCAAGAGAUGCUGCAAACUUGGCCAAGGACAAGCAGAGGGCUUUCAUGCCCAGCAUUUUGCAGAAUGAGACCUAUGGAGCCAUCCUGAGCGGCAGCCCGCCUCCCGCCCAGCCUGCAGCCCCCAGCACCACCAGCGCCCCCCCUCUUCCUCCACGGAAUGUUGGCAAAGAUCCCCUGACCCCCACGCCACCCCCUCCCGUUGCCAAGACGCCCAGCAUGAUGGAAGCCUUGAGCCAGCCAAACAAGCCUGCCCCGCCUGGGGUCUCACAGAGCAGGCCCCCACCUCUGCCCCCACAGCCGCCCAGCCGCCUCCCACAGAAGAAGCCUGGGCUGGGGGCUGACAAGUCCACCCCACUGACCAACAAAGGCCAACCAAGAGGACCUGUGGAUCUCUCUGUAGCAGAAGCUCUGGGUCCUCUGUCCAAUGCCGUGGUCCUGCAGCCCCCUGCACCCAUGCCUAGGAAGUCACAGGCAAGCAAGUUGAAGCCUAAGCGAGUAAAAGCGCUUUAUAACUGCGUGGCUGACAACCCUGAUGAGCUAACCUUCUCCGAGGGGGAUGUGAUCAUCGUGGAUGGGGAGGAAGACCAGGAAUGGUGGAUUGGCCACAUUGAUGGAGAUCCUGGUCGCAAAGGCGCGUUCCCAGUGUCAUUUGUGCACUUUAUCGCUGACUGAAUUGCUACUGAACAAAAGCAUUAACAGUUAUGUUCCUAUUUCGUUAUUGGUACCAAAACUCUUGCAGAUAACCAGUUUCAUGAACUGUUUGUAUGGUAGCCCAUGUUCUCUAAUGCCGCUGCUCUGUUUUAAAAACUCAGAGGCAAUUUUUACAUAUCAGUAAUUGUUUUUAUAAUUUAUCAUUUUCAUGAAACACUGCUAUGCAUUUAUUAGGAAAAACUGAAUUUCCCAACAGGUGAACUGAAAAGUUAUUUGAACUAUUAUACAUAAUUAAGAUCCUGCCUCUACAGAAUUAGCUAAACCUAAAAAUGUUUGCAUUGUGUGUAUUGGAAAUAAAUUCUUCCUGCAUUCCUUGGCCCGAUUCUGGAGUUGGUGACCUUUAGCACAGUUACUUUAGGAGUCAGCUGCUGCUUCAGAAGUCCAUAGCCCAGCCCUGGGCUUUCUCGAUAAAAUGCCAUCAGUUCACCUUUAAAGACACAUAUUCCUUUGAAAUCCACCCACUGUUUGUUUAAAAAGCAACUUGGAAAUUUACACAUUAGCAUUGUGCUUUCUAGCCCUGAUUUGUGAGAUUGCGGCUAUCAUUAUACUCUGCAUGUGUGUAUAACCUGUUGUGAACAGUCAUACUUAACAAAACUACUGACGGUUUAUGACAACGUAGGGUAACUACAGUUCAUUCCGUUCCAGGUUAUAUAAAACUGCAUUUCCUGAAUUUGGUUAAAAACUAAGGAUGAUGGAUUGCAAAACAGUUCUUUUAAAUUAGUUGAUAUGCUUUAGGUGUUUUGGAAUUUGCUUUCUUGAACUUCCUGAAUCACACAGAAAGCAACUGUGUACCCAACAGAAUUCUGUGGCACAGACCACAAUAAAUUAACACAUCACUUGCUGUUUCCUAUUGAGUGUACCACUGCCUUCCCUUCUUCUAGCCCAUGAGAAUGUUUACUCAGUUUAGUAUCCUGUAUUUAUAUAAUAUUCCAACAGGAAUGGUAGUCACACUGUCUUGAAAUUUAAUCUGUCCAUCUGUUUAUAAUCAAGAACAUAUCAGAAAUCUAUAGAUCCCAGAUAAUAAAAUACUCCCAAACAUCCCAGUUUUUACUAUUUAAGGCCAUCAUAUCAUUCUUAAGCUAAAUGGGGCAGUAGUGGGGGGAGGGGGAUUAGGUUGUAUACUAUAAAAUCAAAACUCAUUAGUUUAAUGAACUUGACUGUCAUACCUCUGUUUAGUAAUUGUGAAGGUAAGAUUCAGGGUAGGAAUAUUGGAAAUUUUGGCACUCUGAGAAUAAAUAGGCAUAUGAUACCCACUUGGACUCUGAACAAAAGGAAAGGAAUAAAUCUGAGUAUAGGCUUGGAGAGUGAGGCAGCAAUGCUGUUACUGCAUUCGUUUCGAUGGUACAUUUGAUUGAGGCAGCCUGUCUUUAUUAUGCAAGACUCUUUACGUGUAGAGGGUUUUUGUUUUGUUUUGGCACUGUACUUUUUGUUGUUGUUAUAAAGGAACACAGAACAAACUGGAAUGUUUUAUGAUGUUGUAUAGCAAUCGCUUUUUGCCUUUCAAAGUUCCAGGCAAAAAUGUGUUAGAUCUGUAAUUAAAGUCUUUUUUUUUUUUUUUAAGCACUACAUCUGUUUUCACUAAUUGUUCAUUUCUGUUGUUUGAACCCUUAAGUUUUUCAUAGAUUUAAGAAAGUAAACAGAUGUAUUUUGCACAGUGCACUUAUGUCUAUUUUAACAAUCCUCCUCCAUCUGUAUUUAUAGUCAGCCUUUUGACCGCCUGGUGCCGGCUAUAUAAAGAAUAAAGUUGAUUCACAUCAACAUUUGAACUCUAGUCCCAAAUUAAUCUAUCAGGUUCACUGGUACAUAAAUAUCUAGGAAAUAUUUUUCCAGUCUACAAUCUGGUGCUAUUGUGCAGUAACUAAUAGUACUCUUACCAGAGGAGAAAUUAUAUUAAUGACCCUGCUAAUAGCCUCUUAGUUAUUUGCUCUUUGCAAAUUAAAAAAAAAAAAAAAGCAACUGAGAGAAAGGAAAGCAUUGUAGAUAUCUAUUUAUAUUUAAAGUUUACGUUUCAUGAACUUCAGCAGCAGGAUUCUGGCAUUUUGCAUGCCAUGCUCCAUCAAAUCUAGGAAUGACGACUCAGAAGUAUGCGCCCAGACUAAUAGUUCCUGUGUGAUCUGUUAAGGGGUGGAUGCUGUUUUGAGAUGUAUGAUAAUCAGUUCAUUCACCUGAUUACUUUGGUCUGGCUGCAGCACAACUUGUAUAUAUUGUAUAACCAAAAUUAUUUUCAUUGUCCUUAAUGCAGUGAUUUAUAAUUAGAGCAUGUUUAAUAAGUUUACUCUUGUUAACUAGUCAUUUGACUAGAAAAAAAAUAAAAUCCUUUUAAAUGGA